Silurus meridionalis is the source of this 1879-nucleotide messenger RNA. It is a transcript of the gene cckbrb, whose product is annotated as cholecystokinin receptor. The record is from RefSeq and is a predicted model, not a curated record. Gene Ontology annotation, biological process: neuropeptide signaling pathway. The transcript has 5 exons. Lineage: Eukaryota; Metazoa; Chordata; Actinopteri; Siluriformes; Siluridae. Gene Ontology annotation, cellular component: membrane. The coding region runs from base 163 to 1572 and encodes 469 amino acids. Gene Ontology annotation, molecular function: gastrin receptor activity; neuropeptide receptor activity.
UCUGCCGUGCACUCCACAAGAUAUUUCAGUAACACAGGCAACUCAAGAAUCAGCUGAACUGCAGUUAAACAAGCUGCCGAAUAAUAUUAAUAAUAACAAUAAAAAACUAUUUGUUUUAUUGUCAGCUGAAGAUUACAUUAUUCAUGCAUAAUUAAUUGUUAUAUGAUUGCAUUGAUAACGUAUUUUCGGAGGAUUUUUUUUAAACAGAAAACUUUUAAGAACACAACACACAAUACACACAAAAAUCAGGGUGCCAUGGAUGUAGAAAACCUAAAGGAGCUCUUGGAGUGUUUAAGCGCAGUGAACAGCACAUUUUUGAACGGGAGUCUGGACCUAAACGACAGUAAGUACACCUGUGAUGAAGAGCACUUUAUUCCCAAAGAGAAACCUGCACGACCUAAAGAAAUGGAUUCAGUGCGGAUACUGCUGUACUCUCUGAUAUUCCUGCUCAGUGUUUUUGGCAACCUGCUCAUCAUUGUGGUUUUGGUGGUGAAUAAGCGAAUGCGGACAGUCACCAACUCCUUCCUCCUCUCUCUGGCUGUCAGUGACCUGAUGAUGGCUGUGUUUUGCAUGCCCUUCACAUUUAUCCCGAAUCUACUGGAGGACUUUAUUUUUGGUGGUGCCAUGUGCAAGAUUGUGGCCUAUCUAAUGGGAAUUUCCGUUAGCAUAUCCACCUUCAGUCUUGUGGCCAUUGCGAUCGAGAGAUACAGUGCGAUCUGUAAUCCUCUGAAGUCCAGGGCCUGGCAAACACGUUCCCAUGCAUACAAGGUCAUAGCAAUGACUUGGGCUCUGUCCUUCCUCAUCAUGACCCCAUACCCAAUCUUCUCUUCACUUGUUAGCUACCCCAAAACCAACAACAUCACCAUACGCAUGUGCCGCCAUGAUUGGCCCAAGGACCAGGUUAAGCAGGCUUGGUAUAUCCUGUUGCUGUUGAUUCUUUUCAUUAUACCUGGAGUAGUGAUGAUCAUUGCUUAUGGACUCAUCUCUCGGGAGCUCUACUGUGGAAUGCAGUUCGAGCUAGAGCAGAAGAAAAGCCACAGUGAAACGAGGAAUGGUGCAAGUGCUACCUUCUCAUCUGGCAUUGAUCAUGGUGAUGGCUGCUACAUUCAGGUACUGACCCAACCCAACUCCAUGGAGAUGUCUACCGUCAGUCUGGCUACCUCUGCGAAGGUGGACCGUCCUCGUAGCAACACCUCUGCGACCAAGCUCUUGGCCAAAAGACAUGUGAUCCGCAUGCUGAUUGUCAUUGUGACCAUGUUCUUCAUCUGCUGGAUGCCCCUGUAUUCUGUUAAUACCUGGAAGGCCUUUCAUCCACCUUCUGCCCAAAGAGUUCUCUCAGGAGCCCCAAUCUCAUUUAUUCACCUUCUCUCCUACACUUCAGCCUGUGUUAAUCCCAUCAUCUACUGCUUCAUGAACAAGCGCUUCCGCAAAGCUCUGAUAACCACCUUCUCCUACUGCUGCAGAUCAUGCCACCCACGGAGCAUCAAUGAGGGAGAUGAUGAUGCCACUGCCACUGGGGCAUCUGUGUCUAAGUUUAACUACACCACCAUCAGCACUAUGGGGCCAUGCUAAUAUCCAAAAGAAGAGAGGGAUGCUUUGAGCUUACAUUGAUACUUAAGAUGGAUGGAGACAAGACUUCGGUGGAUGAUCUUGUGAUUGGACUAAAGAGGGACUUGGAUUAUCGAGAAAUGUUUUGCGUCAAGAAGAAUAUACCUAGUUUUGAUUUUGCAGUGAUUGACAUUGGACUGCGUUGUGAAGUAAAUUCUGUAGUAUUACAGUUUUUCUUAGUUGCUUUGGAGCGUUUCUCAGAUCAGAAAUUAAAUUCUCAAAACUACUUGUUCAACCUUCACAUUAUUUAGUCAUUUGUGCUCAUCAUAAA